AUGACCGCAACUGGUUUCAAUUAUGCUUUUGAGGAUGCAGACUUCUUGUUGAGGUCUCUGAGUGGAAGCGCUGGCAACAUCGACUCAAUAUCCUCCUUCUCGGAAUCUCCGCUUUCGAAUCAAGACGUAUACUAUUCGGAAUCAUCAGGUGGAGAUAACUAUGAGUCGUUGUUUAACGAUGGUUCAGAGAAGUCCGCCAAUUCCCAGAACUUCGCUCCUUCAUUGUCACCUCAGGAGAAUCUAUUUGACCUACGGGAUAACCCAGCCUUGCGUGUUGAUGAUUACCCGCAAGACAACUUUAUAGGGGGACCUAACAAUGGCAGGAAUGAGCAGGCUAUUCUGGGGGUCGGAUUAUCGGAGAAUGUCAUCAAGCAGGAGAACAACUCUUUCUACUCCUUUGAUGACACUGACGACUUGACCAACGUGACAUCAAGCGCCACUGGCUCCAGACCUGAGCUCAAAAAAACAAGUGCUUCUUAUCCGGACUCCAAGAUUAGUAAGCCUAGAAAAGACAGGAUGUCCCAUAACUUGAUUGAGAAGAAGUAUAGAACCAACAUCAACGACAAAAUCAUCGCACUGCGAGACUCUGUUCCUUCUUUGCGUGCAGUCACUGACGAUUCCAAGCUAGACGAGUUGGAGGGCCUGACUCCUGCUUCGAAGCUCAACAAGGCCAGUAUUCUGACGAAAGCGACGGAAUACAUCAGGCACCUGGAGCAGAAGAAUGGGAUGCUGAUGAACGAGAUCGUUCACUUGAGAACGAUUCUCCAGCAGCAGCAACAUUCCCAGCAGUCACAGCCAGUAUUUGUUGCUCAAAAUUCUAUCACAAAUCCGCAGUACAACAACCUUCCAAGGACCCAGAACUUUUCUCCUCCACCAGGUCAUCAAGCAGUGCCCAUGUCGUUUGGAAAUAAGGUCCUAGUGGGUGGAAUGACAGCCCUAGUUGGAACGCAGCUGUUCAAUGGUGGUGAUGGACAGGAUGGGUUUGACUAUAAGGGGAUGAGUGCCUUACCUAUAGCCCAGUUCUUUCCACUAGUGAAGUCGCCAUUAUUUGGGCCUUUUGUCCACGUUGUAACAUGGUGUUUGUUCUUCGGUGGAGUGUACACCAUCAUGUGGCCGUUUUUCAGGUUUCUGUUGGCACCUAGAAAGAAAGGACUUAAAACUGUUGACAACUCCGGAACGACGAUAUUUUCCUCUGUCUUGUUAGAGUUAUCCAAGUACUAUGCAGUCAGGAUGGGAUUUGUCAAUCUGACUAUUCAGUCCAAGAUCAAGAAGCUGGAUGAGCUCAAUGGCGAUAUCAGCUCCUGGUUUUCCUCCACGAUCAUGAAUGCGUCGCAGAACGACGGAAAUUUUCUCGUGAACUGGAGAGUUCUAGUCUCACUCUAUUUGAGAACUUUGAGCUUAGACUCCGCCUUUCUUUCCAAGUACAAAUCGCCAGAUUCUAUCAUCUUCCAGUGCUCCAGAUUGAUUCUGCAGAGACUUAUCUUCACAAAACUCGGGCGACUCUCCAGAGUCUUUGGAGAUACAAAGAGCAUUGACUCCUCUGUUUUGAACCUUCUGAAGGAUGUGAAGAACUACAAGUCCAGCACAGACCCUGAGAAGGACCGGAUCGUGAAAAGUGUGGCUACACUCCUUGACUUGGAUGUGGGCGCUUUGGAAGAUAAUGCUCUCUUUAAGGACAUCUUGUUGGUGCUGAAUUUGGAGAAGUUCAAUCCGCAAAAUUCUGCAAUAUCGCAGAGGUUUAUCUCAAGCUUCAGGGACUCUGAAUUGAAUCUAGUGAAUUUUGCCAUAUUCAUCAAGACUGAAAUUGUCCUCAAACAAGUUGCCACAGAUUACCUCGGUGCUUUGGCGAAAAAGACUGAGGCUAAUGAGGAAGUGAGCAACAACCUUGAAGCUAUCAUCAGCAAGGUCGACUCCAUAAUUCCUGCAUCGUGCUUGGAUCUGAUCCAAACAAGCAAGACCCUUCACUAUCUGCUGGAUAUUUCGGAAACCAGUCAUCUGAAUUCCAUUUUCCAGCUUGUAACUGAUGAGGUCUCUCGUAAACUGGACUAUUACGGGUAUGAUCAGAGCAUGUCUAGCGUCGGAAAUGCCUUUGAGAGUACGAAUGGGGAGGCAAUUAACGAGGGGGAAGAGGUCGAAGAUGAGGAGGAUGAGGAAGACGAGGAGGAUGGGGAAGGUGAAGAGGGACAGAAUGUCGAGGUAAUGGCUGAAAAGGAUACCACAGAAGUCGCUGCUACUGGUGAGGAUCGUACACCCAAGACUGUAUCGCUGGACAGCAUCAAGGAUGCUACAGUUUUGCGGAUAUCGAAGAGUGUUGAGCCCACGCGCGUGUUUCGUUCCGAUUUGGCCUCCAAGAGCAAUCUCAUUCUGCUCACCUGUUGCCUGUGUUUGCAUUAUCGCGUCGAGAAUGAAUGGAAACAGGUUGACAUUCUAUUGAAUCACUUGAAGGCUCAAUGUUCCAGCGUAGCUGUUGGUGAGUUGAACAUUUUUGCGUUUGUGGCUCUGUUCAAGUUGUUUGCUGAACUGACUAGCGCUGAGUCUGAGAUCAGCGAAACUUCCAAACGCUCGCUGGAGACAGUGAGCUCCAAACUGAGGCUUUUAAUUGGUAACAGUUCUUCUUCAGAUAACGACGAGUGCUCCACCUUGGCGAACAACUUCAUCCCUCACCUUGAUUACCAGCUAAGAGGUGAUGUAUCUGAGAACCUUGUGGCUUUUGGAAAAACCUUGUUGGGGUACAGUUGA
Molecule: messenger RNA, 2739 nt
Organism: Kuraishia capsulata CBS 1993
Lineage: Eukaryota; Fungi; Ascomycota; Pichiomycetes; Pichiales; Pichiaceae
Exons: 1
Coding region: 1-2739 (912 amino acids)
Molecular function (GO): protein dimerization activity
Source: RefSeq, a predicted model, not a curated record